Molecule: messenger RNA, 285 nt
Organism: Heterobasidion irregulare TC 32-1
Lineage: Eukaryota; Fungi; Basidiomycota; Agaricomycetes; Russulales; Bondarzewiaceae
Exons: 2
Coding region: 1-285 (94 amino acids)
Source: RefSeq, a predicted model, not a curated record
AUGUCCGACGGGACCUCACACACUGCCGCCGCGCAGGGCGCCGCGCACCUCGUGUCUCGCUCACAUCAGCACGGACUCUACAGCUUGGGCGAGCUGCGCUGCAUAUUUAGCGUGGCAAAUGAGAACCAGGAAGAGUCUCGCACCUUAUCGUCUCGAGCUUUCGGCCGCAAAGUCAUGGGUCACGUCACCUCGGGGUAUUCUGCGUACUCGAAGCUUAGAGGCUGGCUAGCAAGUUCCCCGGAGCCCACCGCGGCGCUUCUUGGACUCCAGCCUAGAAAGCUGUAG